UGUAUUAAGAUGCAAUGAAGUCUGGUUCGUACUUCAUAGUGAAACUUUAUGUAUGUUGUCACAUUGUGACGUAUUGGGGAACCAAACGACAAAUAUGAGAUACGUUAUCAUCAUAAGAUACGAGGAUUGCCAGCGACAGAGUAAGAGAGAGAGUGCGAAUUAUUCUCGAAGGCCACUAUAUUUGGAAUAAAGUCUUUUUCUUUUUUCAUGAAAAUAAACAAUUAAUGCUAUUGCUCCUUAAUUAAUUUGAAACUUCAAAGAUUCAAUCACAAAGAUGAAAUUAUCCGUGCGUAUUCGCGGAGACUGGUUCGCCGUGCCAUGUAAGGCGACGGACAAGAUCGCUUGGUUUGGCGAGGAGGCGCUCCGUCGCUACUACCGGAAGAAGAAUCUGGAAGGCACUGACCGGAGGGAGAAAGUUUUUGAGGUGCGCAAGGCUAAGGGCGGUGCUAUUCUGGAUCCCUCUGAUAGCAUUCGAGACAUUCUAGAUGACAAUGACUUUGUUACCGUUGUUUUGGAGAGCGACAUGUCGAGCCCUCUCACGGGGCCGGCGGAACCCGUAUACCUGGAGGAGAAAAUAUCGACGUCUAGCGUGGAUAAGGCUACGGAGUACAUGUCGCUGGACGGCAAUAGUCUGUCCUUAGACGAUCUGGUUCGCCUGGGGAAAGGACACUAUCUCAUUAAGUUGACGCCCGAGUCUGAGAUGGCUGUUUCCAAGGCCCGUGCCUUGCUGGAGGACAUCGUCAACCAAAACAAAGUCGUCUAUGGUAUUACAACCGGUUUUGGUAAAUUCGCAAGGACCGUCAUUGGCAAAGAAAAACUUGUAGAGUUGCAGGAAAAUCUCAUCCGUUCUCAUGCGGCGGGUGUGGGAAACCCUCUGUCGCCCGAGCGGACACGGAUGCUACUGGCACUCCGAAUCAACGUGCUGGCCAAGGGCUACAGCGGUAUAUCACCGGAAAACCUCAAAAAGUACAUUGCAGCAUUUAACGCCUCGUGCCUGCCUUGGGUUCCGGAAAAGGGGACGGUAGGUGCAAGCGGAGACCUGGCGCCCCUGUCCCACCUUGCCCUGGGGAUGAUGGGGGAGGGCAAGAUGUGGAGCCCCAACAGUGGAUGGGCGGACGCCAAAUACGUUUUAGAGUCCAACAACCUGGAACCGAUCAAGCUCGGACCUAAAGAGGGCCUGGCUCUGAUCAACGGUACACAGUUGAUCACAUCUCUCGGUGCUGAAGCGGUUGAGCGGUCGGAUGCGGUGUGUCGACAAGCGGAUGUGAUUGCAGCCCUGUCGCUGGAAGUUCUUAAGGGAACAACCAGGGCCUUCGACAGCAACAUACACCGAGUGAGGCCCCAUCCGGGCCAAAUCAGUGUUGCCAGACGCAUAAGGUCCCUACUGCAUUCUGAAACCUACCCGUCCGAGAUCGCAGAGAGCCAUCGGUUCUGUGACAGAGUACAGGAUGCGUACACACUGCGUUGUUUGCCUCAAGUACAUGGAAUAGUGAAAGACACCGUGGAUUUCGUACGCGGAGUGCUAACUACAGAACUCAACAGCGCCACCGAUAACCCCAUGGUGUUUGCAGAACAACAGGAAAUCAUAUCUGGGGGCAAUUUCCACGGAGAAUAUCCUGCUAAAGUUCUGGACUAUCUUGCCAUUGGCGUGCACGAGUUGGCGAACAUCAGCGAGCGCCGCAUUGAGAGGCUUGUUAACCCAGCGUACAGCGAGUUGCCGGCGUUCCUCACCCAAGAAGGCGGGCUCAACUCGGGCUUUAUGAUCGCUCACUGCACUGCUGCCGCCCUUGUGUCGGAGAACAAGGUGCUUUGUCAUCCGGCGUCCGUGGACUCUCUGACGACGAGCGCCGGAACUGAGGACCACGUGUCCAUGGGAGGUUUCGCCGCCCGGAAGGCUGUCACCGUCGUGGAGCACGUUGAACAGGUGUUGGCUAUCGAGUUGCUGUGCGCAUGUCAGGCCAUUGAGUUCCUGAGGCCGCUCAAGUCCACGGCGCCUCUGGAGGCCGUGUAUAAACUAGUCAGGACAGUAGCCGGACCGUGGAUCAAGGACCGGUACAUGGCCCCGGACAUUGACGCCGUCACCAAACUUAUUCAGGACGAAAAGGUGUGGCACACGGUUAAGCCGUUGAUUGAGAACUACCACGCCACCCAGGUCAUCGAGACACGAGUGCUCUCCCCUACCACCGCAAUGAGGACGGAGGGACCCGCACCCAAGCGCCGCCGUGUCGCAUCGGAACGCAAGGGGAAAUAAGGAUAUAUAUUUUUAUGUUAAUGGACUAAAGUGCUGUCUUCAUUUCGUUGAGAACUUGUUGACUAGAGUGUGGUUAUUGGUUGUUGCAUGUAAAUAAGUUAAAAACACAAAUCCCUCUUUCCGUUCCAUAUAAACGUUUGAUGGUACUGUCAGUGAUUCAUUUUUAAAUCUGCUUGGGCAAGAAUUUAGGAUACACAAGUUAAAAAUCCGUUGUUGUUUUUGUUGUUUUAUGUUCACACAUAUAAAACUGUGGGCCACGAGAAAGCAAAUGAGGGCCCCGGGCAUAGUUUUGUGAAUACAAAUUUACUUCAUAAAUAUACAUCCUGUGUAUGCACGUGUAAAAACUAUGGGUAAUUGAGAGAGGAGCUCGGUACGUGCAGCAAAAUGAAUCACCGCCGGUAUUAUGUUGCUUAUGUUAUUCUUUGAAACUU
Molecule: messenger RNA, 2682 nt
Organism: Mya arenaria
Lineage: Eukaryota; Metazoa; Mollusca; Bivalvia; Myida; Myidae
Product: histidine ammonia-lyase-like
Exons: 22
Coding region: 275-2251 (658 amino acids)
Biological process (GO): L-histidine catabolic process
Cellular component (GO): cytoplasm
Molecular function (GO): histidine ammonia-lyase activity
Source: RefSeq, a predicted model, not a curated record